Molecule: messenger RNA, 1924 nt
Organism: Neolamprologus brichardi
Lineage: Eukaryota; Metazoa; Chordata; Actinopteri; Cichliformes; Cichlidae
Source: RefSeq, a predicted model, not a curated record
GAGGAGAAGAAGUGCUUUGUGUGCGACUCGUCAGAGCCCUACAACGAGCUGGCCAAUCGCACCGACAGCCAUCGCAUCGAGAACGUCGUCACUACGUUUGCCCCGAACAGACUGAAGACCUGGUGGCAGACUGAGAAUGGUGUGGAGAACGUCACCAUCCAGCUCAACCUAGAGGCUGAGUUUCACUUCACGCAUCUCAUCAUGACCUUCAAGCUGGACUCCCGUAUGGAGAUCAAAGAGAAGUACUACUACGCCAUCUAUGACAUGGUGGUGCGAGGAAACUGCUUCUGCUACGGACACGCCUCUGAGUGCGCCCCCGUCCAGGGAGCUGGGCAGAUAACAGAGGGCAUGGUUCAUGGUCACUGCUUAUGUAACCACAACACUAAAGGUCUGAACUGUGAACAGUGCCAGGACUUCUACCACGACCUCCCCUGGAGACCCGCAGAGGGACGCAACACCAACGCCUGCAAGAAGUGUAACUGUAACCAGCACUCGGACUCGUGUCACUUUGACGGGGCAGUCUUUGCGGCUUCUGGAAACGUGAGCGGAGGAGUUUGUGACGACUGUGAGCACAACACGGCUGGAAACAACUGUGAGCAGUGCAAACCGUUUUACUACCAGCAUCCGGAGAGUGACAUCAGAGACGCCAACAUCUGCCAGCCGUGUACCUGCAGUCCUCUGGGAACUCUACCUGGAGGAAACCCCUGUGACAGAGAAACAGGAAGUUGUUUCUGUAAACGUCUGGUGACCGGGCGAGACUGUGACCAGUGUGUGGGAGUGACGGUGGUCCAGAGGCCCCACCCUCAGGACCGUAGUCCCACUUGGACAGGCAUCGGGCUAGCCAACGUACCAGAGGGGGCCUUCUUGGAGUUCACUGUAGACAACGUCCCUCACUCAAUGGAAUAUGACAUCCUGAUCCGCUACGAACCGCAGCUGCCGGACGUGUGGGAGGAGGUUCUGAUGACGGUGAUGAGACCCGGACCGAUCCAGCCGGACAGCCGCUGCAUCAACACGGUGCCCGACGACGACAACCAGAUGAUCUCGCUUCACCCAAGUUCACGGUACGUGGUUCUUCCCAGACCGGUUUGUUUUGAAUCGGGUCUGAACUACACGAUCCGCCUCAGCCUGCCACUGUACGCUACCUUUGGGGAUGUCCAGGCUCCAUAUACGCUGAUCGACUCGAUCGUGUUGAUGCCUCACUGUAAGAACUUGGAGAUAUUCACAGGCUCAGAGGGCGGGGACUCGGGCGGGAAUGUCGCCUGGGAGACUUUCCAGCGUUAUCGGUGCUUGGAGAACAGCCAGAGCGUCGUCAAGACGCCGAUAACUGACAUCUGCAGAAACUUCAUCUUCAGCAUCUCCGCCAUGUUGCACCAGGGAGCUAAAGAAUGCCAGUGUGACCCUCAGGGCUCGCUCAGCACCGUGUGCGACCCCCAUGGCGGGCAGUGUGAGUGCCGCCCCAACGUGGUCGGCAGGAACUGCGACAGGUGUUCUCCGUCCACGUUCCAGUUUGGACCCAACGGCUGCCGAGCGUGCGGGUGCGACCCUCAGGGCUCUCUCAGUGUGUUCUGCGAUCAGCUGACCGGACAGUGUUCCUGCGUUUCGGGUGCGUACGGUCGGCAGUGCGACCGCUGUCUGCCGGGUCGCUGGGGCUUCCCCGCCUGCCGCCCCUGCUUCUGUAACGGUCACGCCGAUGUCUGCGACCCCGACAGCGGCCGCUGCAUCGACUGCAGGGACCACACGACGGGACGCGCCUGCGACAGGUGUCUGGAUGGUUACUAUGGUGACCCAGCACUGGGGUCAGGUGACCACUGUCGUCCCUGCAUGUGUCCCGACGGCCCCGGCAGCCCGCGGCAGUUUGCAGGAAGUUGUUACCGCAGCGAUGACUCUCAGCAGGUCACCUGUGUCUGCAACACAGGAUACAAAG